GUAAGGCUACUGUGCAACGACACCCCACUUCCGUCACAACAUCCCCCAACGAACCAGUGGGAGAGAUGCUGCUUGCUCAUCAGGGGUCUCUAUGCUGAAGGUUUUCGAAAGGGCCGUCACAUUCCAAGAGAAGUAUUGGGCAAUCGAUUGGCACCUCGGUAUGGAAGUCCCCUAUUGUGGGUCAGUCCUUUUCUUGUGGGAUGAGAGUGGCGGUUACAACCCAUGCGAGGGUAUCAAGACUUACUCAUUUGAUAAGAACAUUCCUGAUGAGGAGUACAUGAGAUUCCAUCUCACAACGUGUUUCGACAUCGAUGGUCACGAGGUGCCUGAGAACUACAAGCUCAUGUCGCUCCACGUCGAGAAGUUCCAAGGUUACGACAUCCGUGAUGCCACUGUUUGACAAGUCGAAGAAGAAGGAUACGUCGCAGAUGGUGAUGCUAAGACCAUUCAAGUUCCUCAAACGCGUUAACUGCUAUAAAGUGUCAAAGUGUAUCGUGACGAUUGACAACAUGCUACGAUUGUCAACUCCCUUCGUGCCGUUCAACUGUGAUCUUCAAGGCUUCGCAGACAUCGUGCGAUGCCACAAACUGCAGACGAUGGGCCAAGCCAUUUUAUGGAGUAACGUCUCUGUCUGCUCGCCAAAGGCGGGCAACGACGCGAAAGACACAGAAGACGAGGACGAUGAACAACGGUUCUGUGACGGUGCAAAAGAUGAAGAGGAACGCUUAGAGGAUGGUUGGGCCCAAGGCGAUGGUAGUGAAGGCAAAGAGGAUGGUGGUCACGAAGGCGAUGAGAGUGAAGAAGAAGAGGAUGAGAAUGCAAGUGAAGAGGACGCCGAAGAACGGGAAGACAACUACAAAGGCGGAAGCGAAGGAGAUGAGGGUGGGGCAAACGACAAUGACGACAAGAAUAGUGGUUCACAGAAAAGGCGGGAAGAGUGUUCUCGUGCCACAAGCCAUCACGGCCCGUCCGAAGAUGACGGUGUGUUGUAUAGCACACAUAGGUCUGUACGCUUGCGCAAGAGGAAAAUGAAAGUCAGGAGAACAAUGGAAGAGAAACGGAGACAAGCUAAGCUCAUCAACUUUCAAGUCUCAAAGGAGGCUUACAAAAAAUCCUUAGAGGCCCAAUCCGCUAAACUAGCAAAGGAAAAACGUGAAUGCCCUUAAUCUUCCCAGAGACCAAAAAAGAAAACAAAGGCCGAGGAGACAAAGGAAGUGGCCGACUCUGGGGACGAAGCGGCGGGGGUUGACCCACGACAUACAACGUCGAAGCCAGGAGAGUUGACCUACGACAAUAUCGACACCACUCAAUGUUUUUUCCUCGAAUACGACGCGAACGACAAUGCGAUAGAUCCGCCUACCCAAAUUUUCAUCGACGUCGUCAACAUACUUCCCAACCCAUCGGAAGGCGUGCAAUACAACCUCAGGCCGUUGAACGAGAUGUUGAUCAGGGACGCAAUGAAACACCCAGAAAACC
This is a messenger RNA of Chara braunii, 1476 nucleotides long. The record is from the annotation of a GenBank genome assembly. NCBI's taxonomy places the organism in Eukaryota, Viridiplantae, Streptophyta, Charophyceae, Charales, Characeae.